Molecule: messenger RNA, 1768 nt
Organism: Pocillopora verrucosa
Lineage: Eukaryota; Metazoa; Cnidaria; Anthozoa; Scleractinia; Pocilloporidae
Source: RefSeq, a predicted model, not a curated record
ACCAAACUAACCGAAAAGAUCAAAGGUAGUUCAAAGCUGGUGUGCUCUAAGAUGAGCGCUCUAUCCAAUCUUGAGCCGUGUUUAUGGAAAAGUAAAAUAGCGAGUGUUGUUCAUUUACGUAUGCUGAAGGAAGAACUGGUGAUUUUCAACUUCGCUCAUGAAAAGCGCUUAUCUUAACACGGUGUCAACAGACUCGCCGCCAAAUGGCUUGUUUCGACCGCGCAUCGUUGGGUUUUCUUUUACACUUAUGCCUGUGGCCUUUUCAUCGAGUGGACGGCACCGUUAUUAAUAUUUAUUCAUCUUUAGAGCCGUAUAGUAUUUUAGCUAAUUUAAGUAGACCGGGAUGGACGAAUUACACGCUUGAAGCAUCGAACACCGACGAACAUACUACUCUUCUUCAAAUUCUGUCUAUUGUUCAACAAACGGAUUAUUGCGAAUGAUUCGCAAGCCAGACUGCACAUCUCUACAGCUCAAUCCGUUUAAUAUUUAUGUAUCAUCGACUUCCAUUUUUAAUUCAGCAGAGAGGACUCAAAGACCUCUGAUCGUGACAAUUUUUGGAAAAAACUGCUUUAGAAAGCUUCAGAGAAAAGUGUCUUGGACCGCUUCAGUCGGAACACGUGUGCUUCGAUUGAAAGACUUCAUUCACGAAGAAGAUCCUGCGUCGCUAAGGCUUAGAGAGACACAAUGGAGAAAGUAUUUCAGAUUCGACGCCAAAUCCGAUUAUUUGGUGCUUCGAAAAUCGUUACUUAGACUUCAAGAAAACACUCUGAUGGAGUUGAUGGCUUGUUUGUCGAAGAAAUAUGCAACUUCCCCUUACACACUGACUAUACUGUCAAAUCCAACACCUACAGCUCAUUAAAGGUGGUAUUCCGCUCAGUUGGAGUGCAAACUAAUUACAGAUGCCCCUGUGCUACUGACUAUCGAGGAGAAAGUUGUGACACAGGUUUAAACUUGUGCUACUCCAAUCCUUGUGGAAACAAUGGGAAGUGUGUGUGUGUAGAGGAAGGCUACUCUUGUAUAUGCAAUCCAGGAAGAGCUGGUGUAAACUGUGAGAUUGACAUGUCAAAGAGCAAGUGUCAUACAGACUCAAAAGCGACAGAAAAUCAUCUAAAUGCAAAUCCAUGCCAUAGUGAUGGUGGUUGUAAAAAUGUUCUUGGAAGCAGGUUCACCUGUCAGUGCAAAGAUCUGAAUGAAGUUGAUGGGUCACUGUGCCAACUGAAAACGUGCAGUUUUAAAAAAGGAUCAUUUGUUGCCUUUCCUGCAUUGAAACAAAGAUGGCAUUUACACAUACAGAUGGAGUUUACCACCACUGAGCACAGUGGGCUUUUGCUCUUCAAUGGACGGUAUGAUGGAAAACAUGACUUUAUUGCUGUGGAAGUGUGGCAAGGACAAGUUUGGUUCAGGUUUUCACUGUUUUCCCACAAAGUCAUUGUUACAUUGAAUGUAAAUGGUGGUGUCAUUGAUGGCAAUUGGCAUAAAGUAGAAGUGGCAUUUCAGAACAGGACUGGCAUUAUCAUUGUUGACAACUGUAAACUUGCAGUGGCAGUGAAUUUUGGGACCAAUGCAGCCUUCUUCCCAUGUGCCACAGCACAGCAACUUCAAAUUAAAGAUGAAUUGGAAAAUUACAGACUGGCAUUAUCAUUGUUGACAACUGUAAACUUGCAGUGGCAGUGAAUUUUGGGACCAAAGCAGCCUCCUUCCCAUUUGCUGCAUCACAGCAGCUUCAAAUUAAAGAUGAAUCGGAAAAUUACAGGUACAUUUUUAUGUA